Molecule: messenger RNA, 360 nt
Organism: Cotesia congregata
Lineage: Eukaryota; Metazoa; Arthropoda; Insecta; Hymenoptera; Braconidae
Source: the annotation of a GenBank genome assembly
AUGCACGUCUUAAUUGAAGGAGUCGGAGAAAUUGUUUGUCGAGCAUUUCUUCGUUACUGUAUUGUCGUAGAAAAAAUAUUCACUCUUGACCAGUUAAAUGAAAAUAUAGAAAAUUUUGAUUUUAAACAUUUUCAGAAUGACAAGCCAGCUUUAAUUUUGAGUACUCAUCUUACUGAAGAAGGUCACCUUCGACAGAGUGCAGCACAAUUUUUAGCUUUAUUUUAUGCUCUGCCAUUUUUAAUAGGAGAGUGGAUUGUAGAAAAUAACGCGAGUGAGCUAGAAGAACAAAUUUCUUGUUACAUGCAAAUGUUGGAUAUUAUUAAGCUUAUGAGAUUCAUGAAGAUACAGUUGAUUACUUAG